Molecule: messenger RNA, 5624 nt
Organism: Propithecus coquereli (Coquerel's sifaka)
Lineage: Eukaryota; Metazoa; Chordata; Mammalia; Primates; Indriidae
Gene: MYRF
Product: myelin regulatory factor
Exons: 26
Coding region: 1-3312 (1103 amino acids)
Biological process (GO): protein autoprocessing; central nervous system myelin maintenance; positive regulation of DNA-templated transcription
Cellular component (GO): endoplasmic reticulum membrane; nucleus
Molecular function (GO): DNA-binding transcription factor activity; sequence-specific DNA binding
Source: RefSeq, a predicted model, not a curated record
AUGCACUGGCUCCCAGCAGGCCACGACAUCAACGGUGCCCUGGAGCCCUCCAACAUAGACACCAGCAUCCUGGAGGAAUACAUCAGCAAGGAGGACGCCUCCGACCUCUGCUUCCCUGACAUCUCGGCGCCCACCAAUGUGGCCUCCUACUCCCACGGGCAGCCAGCGAUCCCUGGCUCCAGUGGGGUCCACCACCUGAGCCCCCCUGGGGGUGGACCCUCCCCGGGACGCCAUGGUCCCCUCCCACCCCCGAGCUACGGUGCCCCGCUCAACUGCAACAACAACAACGGCAUGGGUGCUGCUCCCAAGCCCUUCCUGGGGGGCUCUGGGCCCCCCAUCAAGGCAGAGCCCAAGGCUCCCUAUGCCCCAGGCACACUGCCGGACUCGCCCCCGGACUCGGGCUCCGAGGCCUACUCCCCACAGCAGGUGAAUGACCCCCACCUUCUGCGCACGAUAACCCCUGAGACCCUGUGCCACGUGGGAGUGCCCUCCCGCCUGGAGCACCCACCCCCACCUGCAGCCCACCUGCCAGGCCCCCCGCCUCCCCCGCCGCCCCCGCCUCACUACCCUGUCCUGCAGCGGGACCUGUACAUGAAGGCCGAGCCCCCAAUCCCCCCCUACGCUGCCAUGGGGCAGGGGCUGGUGCCUACCGAUCUCCACCACACCCAGCAGUCCCAGAUGCUGCACCAGCUGCUGCAGCAACACGGAGCUGAGCUCCCCACACACCCCGCCAAGAAGAGGAAGCACUCCGAGUCACCCCCCAGCACCCUCAAUGCCCAGAUGCUGAAUGGAAUGAUCAAACAGGAGCCCGGGACCGUGACAGCCCUGCCCCCGCACCCCGCUCGAGCCCCGUCCCCACCCUGGCCUCCCCAGGGCCCGCUCUCACCGGGGCCCGGCUCUUUGCCCCUCAGCAUUGCCCGGGUCCAGACACCGCCUUGGCACCCACCAGGUGCACCCUCCCCAGGCCUCCUACAGGACAAUGAUAGCCUCAGUGGGUCCUACCUGGACCCCAACUACCAGUCCAUCAAGUGGCAACCGCAUCAGCAGAACAAGUGGGCGACCCUGUACGACGCCAACUACAAGGAACUGCCCAUGCUCACCUACCGCGUGGACGCCGACAAGGGCUUCAACUUCUCGGUGGGCGACGACGCCUUCGUGUGCCAGAAGAAGAACCACUUCCAGGUGACGGUGUACGUCGGCAUGCUGGGCGAGCCCAAGUACGUCAAGACGCCGGAAGGCCUCAAGCCCCUCGACUGCUUCUACCUGAAGCUGCACGGAGUGAAGCUGGAGGCCCUGAACCAGUCCAUUAACAUCGAGCAGUCGCAGUCAGACCGAAGCAAGCGGCCCUUCAACCCCGUCACGGUCAAUCUGCCCCCGGAGCAGGUCACGAAGGUGACUGUGGGGCGGCUGCACUUCAGUGAGACCACCGCCAACAACAUGCGCAAGAAGGGCAAGCCCAACCCUGACCAGAGGUACUUCAUGCUGGUGGUGGCCCUCCAGGCCCAUGCACAGAACCAGAACUACACGCUGGCCGCCCAGAUCUCAGAGCGCAUCAUUGUGCGGGCCUCCAACCCAGGCCAGUUUGAGAGCGACAGCGACGUGCUGUGGCAGCGGGCGCAGGUACCUGACACAGUCUUCCACCACGGCCGCGUGGGCAUCAACACAGACCGGCCGGACGAGGCGCUGGUUGUGCACGGCAACGUGAAGGUCAUGGGCUCGCUCAUGCACCCCUCGGACCUACGGGCCAAGGAGCACGUGCAGGAGGUGGACACCACGGAGCAGUUGAAGAGGAUCUCGCGCAUGCGGCUGGUGCACUACAGAUACAAGCCCGAGUUCGCAGCCAGCGCGGGCAUCGAGGCCGCCGCACCGGAGACGGGUGUCAUCGCUCAGGAGGUGAAGGAGAUCCUGCCCGAGGCUGUGAAGGACACUGGAGACAUGGUCUUUGCCAACGGAAAAACCAUAGAGAACUUCCUGGUGGUGAACAAGGAGCGCAUCUUCAUGGAGAACGUGGGUGCCGUGAAGGAGCUGUGCAAGCUGACGGACAACCUGGAGACACGCAUCGACGAGCUGGAGCGCUGGAGCCACAAGCUGGCCAAACUGCGGCGACUCGACAGCCUCAAGUCCACCGGCAGCUCAGGCGCCUUCAGCCACGCAGGGAGCCAGUUCAGCCGGGCGGGCAGCGUCCCCCACAAGAAGAGGCCCCCCAAGGUGGCCAGCAAGGCAUCGUCCGUGGUCCCAGACCAGGCCUGCAUCAGCCAGCGCUUCUUGCAGGGAACCAUCAUCGCCCUGGUGGUGGUCAUGGCUUUCAGUGUGGUGUCCAUGUCCACACUGUACGUGCUGAGCCUGCGCACCGAGGAGGACCUGGUAGACGCUGAUGGCAGGUCCAGCCAGAGCUUUGGGACCACUCAUGUCCGACAGUCGCCUGUAACCACUGGGCUGCCGGGCAUACAGCCCUCUUUGCUGCUGGUGACCACCAGCCGGACCAGCUCAGCCCCAGGGCCCGCUGUCCGCACCUUGGACCUAUGCUCCAGCCACCCCUGCCCUGUCGUCUGCUGCUCCUCACCCACCCCUAGCCCUACCACUGCCGCUGGCCAUGGUCUCAGCCCCAGUCCCAUCCCCACCACCAACCGCUCAGACCCUAGCCAGAUGGCCCUGCCGCCAGUCACCAACAUCAGAGCCAAGUCCUGGGGCCUUUCAGCCAAUGGCAUUGGCCACUCCAAGCAUCCCAAGAGCCUGGAGCCUGUGGCCAGCCCUGCAGUCCCCUUCCCCGGGUGGCAGGGCAAAGCCAAGAACAGCCCCAGCCUCGGUCUCCAUGGCCGGGCUCGCCGAGGGGCCCCCCAGCCCAGCCUGGGCCCUGCUCAGCCCACUCGGGCCCGGGGCCAGCCAGACCCAGUACCCUCCCUGACCUCCAUCCAGGUGCUGGAGAAUUCAAUGCCCAUCACCUCCCAGUACUGUGCUCCUGGGGACACCUGCAGGCCUGGAAACUUCACCUACCACAUCCCUGUGAGCAGCAGCACCCCACUGCACCUCAGCCUGACCCUGCAGAUGAACUCCUCCUCCCCUGUGUCCGUGGUGCUGUGCAGUCUGAUGUCAAAGGGGGAGCCAUGUGAGGAGGGGGCCUUUCCGCAGAGUCUCCACGCCCACCAGGACACCCAGGGCACCUCUCACCAGUGGCCAGUAACGAUCCUGUCCUUUGGUGACUUCACCUACCACUUCCGGGUGGCACUGCUGGGUCAAGCCAACUGCAGCUCGGAGGCCCUUGCCCAGCCAGCCUCAGACUACUACUUCCACUUCUACCGCCUGUGCGACUGAGCUGCCCUCCUGAGGCAGCACCACACCAGGGACCAGGGGUCCUCAGGCACCCCUCUCACACUGGAUGCGAUGGUGUUACACUGGAGCCUGCUGCCGGCCAGCUCUGCGUACACUGGCCCUUCCCUCGACUGGUGAAACUGGAAGUCCUCACACUGGAGUUGCUGUUCCAGCGGGUUGCCCCUCACCCUGCACAGAAGGAGCCAGAGAGACGGACUUCCUGGGCCUUCCUGCCUGCCACCUCCUCUGGGCCAGGAAUUCACAUCUGUCCAGAUACGGUGGUUGGAAGGUUGGCUUCGGGUGUCCUGGAGGCCAGGGGAAGCCUGUGACCCUGAUUUGUCCAGAGCUCACUCUCCCCUGCCUCCCAUUUUGAGACUGGGAACCACCCCUCUCAGAGAGGACCUGCCUGCCUUUGAGGUCAGCUGGAGUCUUGGAUCCAGCCCUAAGAGACUUGGCUGGACCUCCAUGAGUCAAUGGAGGGCAGAUAGCUCUCCCCUUCAAAGCUGCUCCCUGGGGGACAGCUUGGUAGAGGAACUUUUGGGGUUUGACUGUUACGCUGGACUUGGAUUUCUAAGCUUUAAGUGUGGCCCAGGUGCUUGGCUCCCCCAAACUCCCAGGGUAGCCAAGGCCAGCCCUGGAUGGGUUGGAGAGACUGACUUUGUGCCUUAAGUCCACUUAGUGCCUGGUGAAGCCACCCUCAGCCCUUCACAGGCCUGAACCAGUGGGGCCAGGGGCCAGUGGCCAGGUAAGCCUUGGACCCUUGAACUUGGAGCAUCCCAGAAGAGGAAGUUCCCUAAGAGCCCCAGACAGUGUUGCCACCCCACCGCCUGUGUUCCUGGGAGCAUCCACAGCUCACAAUGGUGUCAGCGACAUCAUUCUCUCUGAGCAGAGGAGCAGGAACCCUGCAAGCAGCAGGCUGGUCUUGGCUGGUGGGCAGAUGCCAAUAGCUUUUGCUGUUAUUAAUGAAGUAAUUACUAAAUGCACUUAGACCAGGGCGGGAAGGAGUGGAAGGAUGGAGCUGGAAGGCCCAGAGCGGGCCAGAGCCAUGGUAUAACACUUGCUCCCUGGGAGCCUCCGCGAUGCCCCUCCCACUCCUGACCACCAAGACUCUGGCCUCUCCCUCCACUCUUGUGGCCUGGUGGCCUCGUCUCUCCGGAUCAAAGGCUCCCUUGCUGGGCUUGGACAGUCAAGCUGGAGGGCCCCAUGCCUGGCAGUAGGCUCCAUCUGUGUAUCCCUCCCAGGAGCAGGAGUGGUGGGCGUGGGUUAGCAAAGUUUUAUGUCAAGCGCCAACCUCAACGUUUCACAGUGGCACCUGGAGCAUUGUGAGGCCACACCCAGGUACAUGGAAGGAGUGUGGUCAUCAUUUAGCCAUGUCUGCCACGGGUCCAGAAACGGGAAAGGGAAUUGCCGUCCGUGCCCUGUGGCACUUUGCCAGCUCUUUGGGAACCGGCCUCGCCCCAUCCUACCUCUCAUUCUCAGCUUCGAAUGGGAGGCCUUUCUGUGGGGGAGCCAAAUUCUUGAAGCCUAUGAACUACGGGCCCCCUUCUGCUGUGGAUCUCAAAGCACUUAUCCUCAGGAUAGGGAAACACCAGGGGCUAUAGGGAUACCCCACCUGCAGCCCCCUGCCCAACUGGGCUCCACUCCCUCCCUCUGACAUAGGAAUUGUCAUGCAGGCAGCCGAGCCUUACUUAGGACUACACUGUGCUCCCUCCUCCCACUGGGGAAUCUCUCUCUGAUGCCUUAAAACUGCUGAGCCUCACCCCUUGUAAUAGGAUUCUGCAGCUUCCUCACUAGGGGUGUGUGUUCUUGGACUGUGGCCCUUCGGUCCCUAACUGGAAAGUGACCCUCCUCUGCCCCUCUGGAGCCUGUCUGGACACAGCACAACCCCAGUCCCGUUAGCAGCUGGAUCUGUUUCCAUGCCUGGGGAGGGGGUCCUCGGUGCAGGGGCUGGGGCCACGGUGGGGCUCCAAGCUGCUUGAAGGGGUCAACCUUGGACCAAAGUUGCCAUGAGCCCGUGGUAAACGGGCCUCAGGGAAGGUGAGGGGGCCACCUGCUGGAGGCUGCCAGCUGCCAGGCGGGCACCAGGGUGUGGGUGUCUCAGCUCCAACCCCGACCUGGGGUCCAGCAGGCCAUCUCUUCCUUCCUCUCUCCCUUUCGGCGUCUGUUCUUGUAGCCACUGGGCUGAUCUCCCCUUAGCUUCAAGCUGUACAUAGGGCCUCCCAGUGCAAACCCCCUGCCCACACCAUACUCCCUUAGAAGCCUGCGUGUGCCUAGAGCACCCCCCCCCCCAGUUAACUCCCAGUUCCCCUCCCUGA